Acipenser ruthenus (sterlet) is the source of this 4949-nucleotide messenger RNA. RefSeq lists its product as uncharacterized. Bases 201 to 1262 code for a protein of 353 amino acids. The transcript is spliced from 6 exons. Lineage: Eukaryota; Metazoa; Chordata; Actinopteri; Acipenseriformes; Acipenseridae. The record is from RefSeq and is a predicted model, not a curated record.
GCAUAAUUUUUACACAUGAAUAUGUGAUAUUUAGCUUUUGCAUUCUCCCUGCCAGUGAGUCGGUCCUGUGACUCACCCGCAGGGUGUGUGCUGCUGUGCGUGUCAACAGAAAGGCACAGGAAUACAUUUUGCUGUCCAGCUGGGAGCCAUUUUUAAGUUGUGUGUUCGAGAUCAUCCAAGUGUCAAAACUGACCCAAGAGAUGCUGGAUGAAAAAUGCACAAUGUCAUGGCAAUACUUACAUUUUUCUUCGGGGUCACAUGCUUCAAGCAACCAGGGUCCCUUAUCCAGGAUCCAGGAUUUCUGCAGCAUUGGUAAAGAGUCACCCAACUACCUUGACCAUGUAUCAGAACAAGUAGACAAAUACAGGGGGCAGACUGUGUCUCUGGAGAAGCCAGCAGGGUAUCCAAUGAGAAUUGGGGGGCUAGAUGACACAAUCUAUGCAGAAAUGGAGGAUGAGCUUGAAGCAUGGGAAGAUUUCUACCUUCCUGAAAGAGUAGAGAUGAGAGUUGUCGGUGCCAUUGAUAUGUUCCCGAGUCUGGCGGUGGGGCUGCAGCUGAUCAUUCUGGCAGGCAAAGAUGGCAACAUCUAUGCAUAUGAAAAUGAGGUGUUGCACCAAGUGGCUGACAGCUUGCAGGACCUCUUCCAAAAGGGAAUUGAGUUUCCUGGAACCAAAGUCUACAACUAUGGGGAAUGUUUUGCUCCUAUGACAGAAGAAGAAUAUGAUGAAUUAAUGGAGGAUGAAGAAGUAAAGAAAAUGAAAGAGGAGACCAGGGAAUUCAUCAAAAGCAAUGAAGUGGAAUUUCUGAGCAUACUGGCCCGCAUUGAAGAAAAAGAGAAUGCAGAAAAGGUUGUGUCCAAUGAAGUUGUGCCUUGUAAAGAGAAUGCAGAAAAGGUUGUGUCCAAUGAAGUUGUGUCUUGUAAAGAUAAUGCAGAAAAGGUUGUGUCCAAUGAAGUUGUGCCUUGUAAAGAGAAUGCAGAAAAGGUUGUGUCCAAUGAAGUUGUGCCUUGUAAAGAGAAUGCAGAAAAGGUUGCGUCCAAUGAAGUUGUGCCUUCUAACCACCACCGCCCCAAGCAUGUUGUAGUUCAGAUGUGGAAGCAUGCAGAUGAAUUGGUCAUAUUUAAUUUAAAUGAUGCCGAUUAUAAGAUAUUGUGCAAGGUCUUCCAGCUACUACAGCGUGAAAAGCGGGAAAUUAAUGGGAAUUGUAGGAGAUUCCUGCUCCGUUUCAGAGCUCUUCCAUGUGUGCAUAAACUCUGUUCUUGAUUACAUCCUGAUUUUUACCCAUAAAGUCCAUGUCUAUAGGAGGCUGUGUGGUCCAGUGGUUAAAGAAAAGGGCUUGUAACCAGGAGGUCCCCGGUUCAAAUCCCACCUCAGCCACUGACUCAUUGUGUGACCCUGAGCAAGUCACUUCACCUCCUUGUGCUCUGUCUUUCGGGUGAGACGUAGUUGUAAGUGACUCUGCAGCUGAUGCAUAGAUCACACACUCUAGUCUCUGUAAGUCACCACGGAUAAAGGCGUCUGCUAAAUAAACAAAUAAUAAUAAUAAUGUCUUUGGGCCUGAAAAGAGAAUUGUCCCACAACUGCAAUGGCACCCAAACAGUUACAUGUUAACUGCCAAUGCAAGAUGACAUUUUUGAAGAGUGCUCAAUAAAUUAUCAAAGGGCUUGCUCAACUCCAAAGAAAACUUGAAUCUUAAUUCACAACAUUCACUUUAGGUGCUUUGAUCAAAGAGAAUUCUUACAUGUUACCUACCAGAAAACCAGCACUCACCUCAAAUUUUAAAAAAAGAUUAUUUAUUCAUUUCAGACUUUUGUUUUCUUUUUUAAAUGUCAGAUACGCAAGCACAGAGAGAGACGCAUUGCCGCUAGAUGCCUUCCUCGGCGUGCAUUCAAACAAACUUAAUUACAUUUUUGUAGAAUUGAUUGGUGAUUAUUAUAAUGUGUUAAUUAAUUUGCUCUUAAAGGGAAAGUCAACAAUAAAACAAUACACAAGAAAAACAAGCUGUUUUUAUUGCUGUAUUUUUAUUGUAAUGUUGGCUUUUCCUUUUUAAGAGCAAACUAAUUAACACAUUAUAAUAAUCACCAAUCAAUUACUGUGAAGCCAUACAUAUUUGCAAGCCUUUUACUGUGUGUUUUUCGCGUAUGAAAAACAACGCUAACAUUUUUGGCACUUUUGCACUUUGUGAUGGUAUUCCACUAUGAAAGGCGCUAUAUAAAAAUAAAGAUUAUUAUUUAUUAAUGUCAAACUCCACUAACAAUACAUACUUCGUAUAUUGCAACAGGUCGCCAACAUUUCUGGAGCAAAAUAGGUUUUAUGGGUGCGAUUCGCCAAAUAUUUUGGUCGCAAAUAUUUAUGACUUUACAGUAUAUAAAAAAGUAAUUUACUUUGUUUGACACACGAGGAAGGCAUCUUGCUGCAACACAUCUGUGCUUACACGUCUCCCACUUUUUAAAAAGAGUCUAAAAUGAAGAAAUAAACAAAUAGUCAUCUAUUAUUGAAGAGAAGACAGGAAUCUAUUCAGCAAACCAAGACAUAGCAUCAUCCGUAACUUAAACAAUAAUCAGGAUUCUGAAGUAAAACUUCAAGGAAACUAAGUCAGGUAAACACUUGUUUGGUGUAAGUCUUAUACUAAAGAAGGCAGUAGCUGAACGCUUGUUAACUUCGUUUCUUGUGUAAGUUUUACCCAAGGUGUUAAACCAGAGAUAUGAGUGGGAUUGUCAGCAGUUCUGUGCUGCUACUGUUCUAAAGUUGACAUGCCACCUAAAGCAGCGAGAGGUAGGGGUGUGCAAGACUGGCAUUCAGAAAUGGGCAGAGCCAAAAGUGGGCUGGGCCAGUCCCAAAACCUGAAGCUGCGUUUUAUCACUCAUUUCCGAAUCCGAGUCCUGCACUACCCCAUUCAAAACCAAGGCAUUCAAAUCAGUUUGCCUCAUACAUUAAGCACUGGUCCCCUUGUUGAAGGGCUUAAGAACGUUUUAUUCUUUGCUUACUUUUUGUUCUUUAAUGUGAAGACACCCAGAUUUUUUCAAGCAUCACGCUGUCCUGUCUUGUCUCAGUAUUAUUAUUAUUAUUAUUAUUAUUUAUUUCUUAGCAGACGCCCUUAUCCAGGGCGACUUACAAUUGUUACAAGAUAUCACAUUAUUUUUACAUACAAUUACCCAUUUAUACAGUUGGGUUUUUUUUUACUGGAGCAAUCUAGGUAAAGUACCUUGCUCAAGGGUACAGCAGCAGUGUCCUCCACCGGGGAUUGAACCCAUAAUCCUCUGGUCAAGAGUCCAGAGCCCUAACCACUACUCCACACUGCUGCCCUAGCGAUCUGUACAACUGCUGUACAGCGAUCACUCCGUGUCUCUAUGUACAGCGAUCACUCCGUGUCCUCUAUGUACAGCGAUCACUCCGUGUCCUCUAUGUACAGCGAUCACUCCGUGUCCUCUAUGUACAGCGAUCACUCCGUGUCCUCUAUGUACAGCGAUCACUCCGUGUCCUCUAUGUACAGCGAUCACUCCAUGUCCUCUAUGUACAGUGAUCACGCCGUGUCCUCUAUGUACGAGGUGUCCUGUAGAAAGGUGCAUUUCCAUGGUCUGGUCUUGGCUGGUGAACCAUGUGGGUGAGUCUAACACAAGAAGUGAAAGUAUACCUGGAAGUUUAGUAGAAGCUUUAUAAAGCUAAGAAGUGGUAAACUCCUAAAGUAACAAAAAAAAGAGGAAAGAACACAAAGUCAUGAAUCACAAAGAUUAGGGGACCAGUGAUAUUGUUGGCAAUGCUAGAAGAUGAGAAGAUAUAUUUAAAAGCCAAGGUUAGCAUUCUUUGAAAUAUAAAGUUGUGUUCAAAAGUUUGGAAACAGCAAGAUUAGAGCUGGGGAUUGUAUUGAAGAUUUUCCUCACUCUGAACCCUUUCUUAACAUCUUGGUAUCCCUGAAUAGGUAACCCUCCAGUUUAUAGUUAUGCACUGACACUCAUCAUGGGAUAUUGCAAUUUUGGUCAGAAUUAUUAGGUAACUUUUUGUUGACCUGCUGAUAAAUGUUUAACUGUCACUGUUAUAUGGUAAAAUAACCCAUGAAUGAAUUGAUUUAAUAUAGAAAUGUACAAAUUGUAUUGCCAUUUAUUUGAAUGUGCUUGUUGUAUAAACAGUAUGCUGAGUGAUCGUUGGUGGUAUCUGGUUUUUAUUCACCUUGGGAGGGUGUCCUUACAUAACCCACAUGCUCCUGUCAGGGCUCAUGAUUUACUGGGACAUCCUGCGGCCAAUAAAAACGUACACCACGAGCGAUCAGUCCGUGUCUCUAUGUACAGCGAUCACUCCGUGUCUCUAUGUACAGCGAUCACUCCGUGUCCUCUAUGUACAGCGAUCACUCCGUGUCCUCUAUGUACAGUGAUCACGCCGUGUCCUCUAUGUACAGUGAUCACUCCGUGUCCUCUAUGUACAGCGAUCACGCCGUGUCCUCUAUGUACAGCGAUCACGCCGUGUCCUCUAUGUACAGCGAUCACGCCGUGUCCUCUAUGUACAGCGAUCACUCCGUGUCCUCUAUGUACAGCGAUCACUCCGUGUCCUCUAUGUACAGCGAUCACUCCGUGUGAUCUAUGUACAGUCACCGCUGCCUAAUCGGGAUCCUGAUAAUCGGGAUUGCUGAUUCUUUAAAUUCCCCCGAGGCGUCCCGAUAAAGCAGUGCAGACUGGAUAGUGCUUAAAGGGAUAGAACCAUUUAUAUCUGCCUUGUAAAGAAGCUCAAAAGGCAAAACUCUUUCUUCUACUUUGGUGUUUGGUGUUGCAGUAAAAUGGUAUAUAUUUGUACAGCACUUAAAGGGAUACAUGCAGCUAUAUCAUGUGUAUCUACAUUGUGUAUACAGACAGAUUUUCUGAUUAUCCAGGAGGUUUCUAUAUUUUUCACUGAAAAUGUAAAUUUAAAAAUGUUGCACUUGUAUUACUGAUGAUUAAAUAAAGAAUAUUUGAUGAAGAA